AUGACAGAGACAAAGCUGCAGGAGUUUCCUCUGGAGGAGAAAGAGGUUCAUAAGAUUCUUACCCAAGUGAACGUGACGCGACGACAGUGUGAGAUCACCAGGACCAGUCCACAGGGGGGUGGUCCACAGAGGGGUGGUCCACAGGGGGGUGGUCCACAGGGGGGUGGUCCACAGGGGGGUGGUCCACAGGGGGUGUUCCACAGAGGGGUGGUCCACAGGGGGGUGGUCCACAGGGGGGUGGUCCACAGAGGGUGGUCCACAGAGGGUGGUCCACAGAGGGGUGGUCCACAGAGGGGUGGUCCACAGAGGGGUGGUCCACAGAGGGGUGGUCCACAGGGGGGUGGUCCACAGGGGGGUGGUCCACAGGGGGGAUGGAUGGUCUUAGUUUUGUCAGUGAUUGUGCUGCAGCUGGUGUGGACCAUGUGUCUGCCCUCACUGUUCCUCUCCCUCAGGACCCAGACCUGGGUCUCACUGUUCCCUGAGGACCCAGACCUGGGUCUCACUGUUCCUCUCCCUCAGGACCCAGACCUGGGUCUCACUGUUCCUCUUCCUCAGGACCCAGACCUGGGUCUCACUGUUCCUCUUCCUCAGGACCCAGACCUGGGUCUCACUGUUCCUCUCCCUCAGGACCCAGACCUGGGUCUCACUGUUCCUCUCCCUCAGGACCCAGACCUUGAGGCCAAACGGAAAGCUGAGCUGGAGAAGAUCCGGACCCAGAAGAAGAAGUUCAAGGAGAAAAUCCAGGAAACGAUUCAAAGACAGAAGAAAAAUCACGUCAAAAAGAGCAUCAAGAAACGACGAGACAAAAGACAGAAAAGUCUCUCUGCUGCAAAGUGA
Messenger RNA from Knipowitschia caucasica, 837 nucleotides. The record is from the annotation of a GenBank genome assembly. Lineage: Eukaryota; Metazoa; Chordata; Actinopteri; Gobiiformes; Gobiidae.